Molecule: messenger RNA, 384 nt
Organism: Ictalurus furcatus (blue catfish)
Lineage: Eukaryota; Metazoa; Chordata; Actinopteri; Siluriformes; Ictaluridae
Gene: gngt1
Product: guanine nucleotide binding protein (G protein), gamma transducing activity polypeptide 1
Exons: 2
Coding region: 1-222 (73 amino acids)
Biological process (GO): G protein-coupled receptor signaling pathway
Cellular component (GO): heterotrimeric G-protein complex
Molecular function (GO): G-protein beta-subunit binding
Source: RefSeq, a predicted model, not a curated record
AUGCCAGUUAUAGAUGUAGACAAUCUAACGGACUUGGAUAAGGCUAAAAUGGAAGUAGAUCAGUUGAAAAAAGAGGUGAAACUGGAAAGGGAAAAGGUGUCUAAAUGUUGUGAAGAAGUCAUGGAAUACAUUCAGGGUGGUAUGGACGACGAUCCCCUGGUCAAAGGAAUCCCAGAAGAAAAGAAUCCAUUCAAGGAAAAGGGUGGAUGUGUCAUUUGCUAAUGUGGACAGCAAUAACUGCCCUAUUCCGUUUACAAUUUAGACUCUUUGGUACUGCACAUGGUCACCUGCAACUGUUUAAUCUUAGCCAGAAUUUUCUAUGCUGUCUGAAACAGAGAAAAGACAGUCGAGGAUAGCUACUAAAAUUACUCUAAAUGACUUGAA